This is a messenger RNA of Cimex lectularius (bed bug), 1049 nucleotides long. It is a transcript of the gene Prosalpha3, whose product is annotated as proteasome subunit alpha type-4. The coding region runs from base 160 to 936 and encodes 258 amino acids. Lineage: Eukaryota; Metazoa; Arthropoda; Insecta; Hemiptera; Cimicidae. The transcript has 6 exons. Gene Ontology annotation, biological process: ubiquitin-dependent protein catabolic process. The record is from RefSeq and is a predicted model, not a curated record. Gene Ontology annotation, cellular component: nucleus; cytosol; proteasome core complex, alpha-subunit complex.
GAGGAAAAAACUGAGAAUUGGUCAGUCACCGGUGGAGUGAAGACUCUCCGUCGCCUAAACUUGCUUUGUAACCACACUAAAUCCGAAACUCAUCCCCACAGGUACCAGGUCGAGUUUACCGGUUCUUGUUCCCCAAAUAACAAUUUAUUUAUAUUAAUCAUGGCUCGAAGGUAUGACUCAAGAACCACAAUUUUCUCUCCAGAAGGGAGAUUGUACCAAGUGGAGUACGCCAUGGAGGCCAUUAGCCAUGCUGGAACUUGUCUCGGUAUUCUAGCAAAUGACGGCAUCAUUCUUGUUGCUGAAAAAAGAAACCCAAACAAACUUCUUGAUGAACUGGUCUACUCAGAAAAAAUUUACAAACUCAACGAGAACAUGAUUUGCAGUCUAGCUGGGAUAACUGCAGAUGCUAAUGUGCUCACGAACGAGCUAAGGUUAAUUUCCCAGAGAUACCUAAUUCAGUACGGUGAGACGAUCCCUUGCGAACAGCUCGUCUCUUGGCUGUGUGAUAUAAAACAGGCAUACACGCAGUACGGAGGAAAGCGUCCUUUUGGCGUCUCUGUCCUUUACAUGGGAUGGGACAAACACUACGGAUACCAAUUGUACCAGUCGGACCCUAGCGGGAACUACUCCGGAUGGAAAGCGACCUGCAUCGGUCACAACAGCGGCGCUGCAGUGUCAAGUUUGAAAUCUGAUUAUAAAGAGGGCGAGAUGACAGUCAAUGACGCACUUGCUUUAGGCAUUAAAGUGCUAAGUAAAACAUUGGACACGGCUAAAUUAACAGUAGAUCGGGUUGAGGUAGCAACACUUCAGCGUAUUAAGGGGAAAUGUGUAACUAGAAUACUGCCAGUUCCAGAAGUCGAGAAGCUCAUUGAAGCCUUUGAAAAGUCCGAAGCUGAAGCAGCAGCAUUAAAAAAAGAAAAGGCUCCCAAAUCUUAAUAAUAAUAAUAUAAUAAAAAAACAAUAAUUUAAGAAAAUUUUAUAUUUGCAUACCUCUUACAUUGGAAAAGUUUGUGAAGUAAUUAAAAGUUGUUUACUUAUUAAUUGUAAAA